Molecule: messenger RNA, 516 nt
Organism: Symbiodinium necroappetens
Lineage: Eukaryota; Dinophyceae; Suessiales; Symbiodiniaceae
Source: the annotation of a GenBank genome assembly
AUGCAGGAGGACAAUCCAGAGCUGCGCAAGCUCACAGAGAAAGCUCGUGGGCGUCAGCAGUUUGUAUACGACGGGCGCACUGUCUACGAGUGGGAGCAGAACAUAGAUGAAUGUCACGUCUACAUCCAGCCCCCGCCUGGCGUGACCAAGCAUCAUCUGGACAUCAAGAUUGAGCCGAGGCACCUGCGUGUCGGCAUCAAGGGCAACCCGCCUUUCUUGAACGAGGAGCCCUUUAGUUUGGUUGAAACCGACAGCUCGUUUUGGAUGAUUGAGGACGGGGAACUACACAUCCAGAUGCAGAAAGCCCACAAGGGCGAGACAUGGGCGGCGGCGCUCAAAGGUCAUGGGCAGUUGGACAUGUUCUCCGAGCAGGAAAUAAACAAGAAGCUGAUGCUUGAACGAUUCCAGGAGGAGCAUCCGGGCUUUGACUUUUCAGGGGCUUCCUUCAGUGGCCAAGCCCCGAGUGCCAGAACCUUCAUGGGUGGCAUUCAUGCAGACCCACAAGCUCUGAAGUGA